AUGAAGUUGGACUCGAGACAGUUGCGUUACCUCACAGCCGAGGACUGGCGAGUCCUCACGGCGGUUGAAAUGGGCAGCAAGAACCACGAACUCGUCCCUACCGUCCUGAUCGCCCAAAUCGCCGGUCUCAGAGGAGGCAGCGGUGUCCACAAGAGUAUUGCAACUCUCGCAAAGUCUGGUCUCAUUGCCAAAAUCAAGAAUGCAAAGUACGACGGCUACCGCUUGACCUACGGCGGCCUCGACUACCUCUCCCUCAAUACCCUACGCAAGCAAGACACCGUAUUCAGUCUCGGAAACCAGAUCGGUGUCGGAAAAGAAUCAGAUAUCUAUGUCGUCGCAGACCCCACGGGCAAACAACUCGUCCUCAAGCUUCACAGACUCGGUCGCAUUUCUUUCCGUACCGUAAAGGCCAACCGUGAUUACCUGCGCAACCGCACUACUGGAUCAUGGAUGUACCUGAGUCGUCUAGCAGCCAUGAAAGAGUUCGCUUUCAUGCAUGUCCUCAAGCGCGAAGGCUUCCCUGUCCCCGAACCUAUCGCCCAGACCAGACACACUCUUGUCAUGGAACUCAUCGACUCCUUCCCUCUCCGCUCUAUCGACAACGUCUCCGACCCACUCACACUCUACGGCGACCUCAUGGAUCUGAUCGUACGCCUCGCAAAGGUCGGCUUGAUCCACGGUGAUUUUAACGAAUUCAACUUGCUCAUCAAGGAGGACCCCGUCACCAAGAAGUCCACUCCCAUCCUUAUCGAUUUCCCUCAAAUGCUUUCCACAACACACGAAAACGCGAAAUGGUACUUCGAUCGCGAUGUCAACUGUAUCAAGCGUUUCUUCUCCCGUCAAUUCAAAUUCACAUCUGACGAGCCGGGUCCUUUCUUUGAGGAUGCCAUCAAGGACGCCGAUAAAAACAAGCGCUUGGAUAUCGAGGUAGAGGCCACUGGCUUCAGCAGAAAAAUGGCAAAGGAUCUAGACAGAUUUGUCGAGGCUGUAGGCUUCCAGAACGAAGCCGACGAGGACACUGCAGAGGUUCAAGACGGCGAGGAGAACGAUCAAGAUGACGAGGAAGAAGAGGAAGAGGAGGAAGAAGAGACAAAUUCCAGAGAAGACCAAGUCGAGGAAGAGCUGGCCGAACAAACCCACGCAGACUCUCUGGAGAACCCUCAGGUUGACGACCCCAAACUGGCAGAAGAGCUCGGAAGCCUAGGACCACAGGACUCUGCACCUGCCCUCACAGCUGAGAAUCUCGCAAAACAUCUGGAGCCCUUAAAUCUGCAAGAUCAACAAGCCGAGUACAACGCUACGGUAGAGCAGCAAAAGAAAAAGAAGAAGGCUGCAGGCUGGUCCAUCUAA
Aureobasidium melanogenum CBS 110374 is the source of this 1350-nucleotide messenger RNA. Its product is annotated as RIO1-domain-containing protein. The record is from RefSeq and is a predicted model, not a curated record. The transcript has 2 exons. NCBI's taxonomy places the organism in Eukaryota, Fungi, Ascomycota, Dothideomycetes, Dothideales, Saccotheciaceae. Gene Ontology annotation, biological process: protein phosphorylation; maturation of SSU-rRNA. Bases 1 to 1350 code for a protein of 449 amino acids. Gene Ontology annotation, cellular component: nucleus; preribosome, small subunit precursor; cytosol. Gene Ontology annotation, molecular function: protein serine/threonine kinase activity; ATP binding.